UGAGGGAAACAGGAAAACUGAUGCAAGGAAGUGGUGUACGUCACCAGCCAGCCCACUGCAGUCUGAGCUGAAAGUAUGAUCCAGACCUGAAGAAAGUAUGGAGUCUUUGCUCAAGUCACCGAUGAAACUUGUACUUUUUACAGCAUGGUUCUGGAGUCUGUUGGACACCGGCUGCCUCUCUAUUUGUGACACUUGCCACCAAAAUGCAACAUGUAAAGUCAUGAAUGGAUCGAACAGCGGCUGCUUCUGUAACCAUGGAUAUACAGGAGAUGGGAAACAUUUCUGCAAGGAUGACAACGAGUGCCAGAACGUGACUGAUAUCUGCGGCGACAGGGGCCACUGUACGAACACGGAGGGCAGCUACUACUGCACGUGUGUCCCCGGAUACACGUCGACGGGACAAAGCCGGUUCCAGCCCAACGACGGCACCGAAUGCACCGAUAUCGAUGAAUGCAAGUCAGGAYCAGUUUGUGGGCCCAACUCAGUCUGCCAUAAUACAAAUGGAUCCUUUGAUUGCACCUGUCAGCGUGAUUACAUCUCAACUUCAGGCUCCAAGCGCUUUCAUCCAGGGAGAGGUGCGAGGUGUAAAGAGCACCCCCAAAAACAUUGCCAUGACGACGCUGAAUGCACGACGCAGGCUGUCAACAGUACACUUGAAAAGCUGAGCAACCUGACGGAGCCGCAGAGUCUGCUGGGAGAAAUUGCCAAGCAGACAUCUGGUGAACUCACCUCAGUGGAAGUGAUCGCAUAUGUCGAGGCCUUGAGUCGAUCCGCAUCAACACUGACUGCUGCGGAGAAGGAUUACUCUGUCAAACCAUCUGCCAUCAACUCCACUCUCUCGAAAUUGGUCAAAGCUGCAAACAAUCUGGUGGAGAAGGAUGAGCUGGUGGCCUGGAGCCGAAUGAAGGACGAGCGGCGAGGACCCACCCUCACCAAGCUGCUGCACCUGGUGGAAGAAAGUGCUCUGUCUUUGGGCAACAACGUCAAAACUCCAACCGAGAUCCAAAUCAAAGCAAAAGAAAUGGAAUUAAAACUACUCACUUUGCACAGCCAGCGUGUAAAAACCAAAGUGUCUUUUUCCACGAGUGGUGGUCACAUCAGUCUAACCCCAAAACUGACUCCAGGGAAAGACAGAAAUGGAAGUGUGUCAGUGGUGUUUGUGCGAUAUGACAGCAUCGGUGACAUCCUGAAGCCGAGCAGCGACCCAGGUGUCACCGACUACUCGCGCUACGCAGGAACUGGGGAAAUCACUGUCAACUCCCAAGUCGUCGCCGCAGCCGUCAAACCUGCUGACAUUUACCAGCUUGACCAUGUCACCUUCACUCUGAGGCACGCCGAGCCUAUCGACGUGAAGGUUGAUGUGACAAAGUGCGCCUUCUGGGAGUAUGAGGUGGACAGCCUGCAGGGUCGCUGGUCCACUCACGGCUGCAAGACCAUCCAGGUCAGCAGCAACGCAACCAGCUGUUCCUGCGAUCACCUCACCCACUUCGCCAUCCUCAUGUCAUCCGGGAGAGCAAAUCUGGCGGCGCACAAUACGAUCCUGACCCGGAUCACCCAGCUGGGGAUGAUCAUCUCCCUCAUCUGUUUGUCCAUGUGCAUCUUCACCUUCUGGUUCUUCAGCGAGAUCCAGAGCACCAGGACCACCAUCCACAAGAACCUGUGCUGCAGCCUCUUCAUGGCCGAGUUCAUCUUCCUCGUGGGGAUCAACAUGAACACGCACAAGCUUUUCUGCUCUGUGAUCGCAGGGUUGCUGCACUAUUUCUUCCUCGCAGCGUUCGCCUGGAUGUGCAUCGAGGGCAUCCAUCUGUACCUCAUCGUGGUUGGCGUCAUCUACAACAAAGGCUUUCUGCAUCGCAACUUUUACAUCUUUGGUUACGGGAGCCCGGCAGUGGUGGUGGCAAUCUCAGCGACGCUGGGCUCAAAGUACUACGGUACUGAGAGAGU
Austrofundulus limnaeus is the source of this 1944-nucleotide messenger RNA. RefSeq names its product adhesion G protein-coupled receptor L4 (gene adgrl4). The record is from RefSeq and is a predicted model, not a curated record. Gene Ontology annotation, cellular component: plasma membrane. Gene Ontology annotation, molecular function: calcium ion binding; G protein-coupled receptor activity. Lineage: Eukaryota; Metazoa; Chordata; Actinopteri; Cyprinodontiformes; Rivulidae. Gene Ontology annotation, biological process: adenylate cyclase-activating G protein-coupled receptor signaling pathway; cell surface receptor signaling pathway.